CUUUAUUCUCCAAAGCCUAGUUCACCACCACCACCCUUCUGAGGAGAAGCGAGCGCCCAACGGGGAGAAUCAGUUCGCUCUUUGGUUCAAAAGCAGUCAGUUGCUGCCGCGCCGUAUCCUCGCCGCGUCGAGCUUUUAUCACGUGCUCCAAAGUAGAGUCACAUUCAUUCAUUCAUUGAUAAUAAGCUACGAUGACAAUCUGAUGACUGAAUCGUAUAUUCUGUAACUAAAUCACGAUUCGCUACAACGACAUCGCGAUAUUAUUCAGUGAAUUUUCUAAUCGCAUGUGCACAGAGGGUGAUACAAUUUAUUAGAAAUUGAUAAGGGGAAAAUUCGAAUAAAAAUUGAUAAGAAAAAGAAAGGAAAUCGGGCUCAACGGACGAGGAUAAAAUUAAACAAAUAAAUAGAUUGAUGAAUAAAUAUUCAUAUGUACAGAGAGACGGUAUAUUUGUUCUUCCGAGUAUUAAAGUAUUGUGAUAUUACGUAUAUACGCAAUAUACGUAUUUAAUUAAUCGUGUGUUGAUUGGGUCAAUUCUCAGGAAUGCAAUUAUACGCUGAGAUAACUCGGGCACCGGAGACUGCAGCGCUGAUCAAGAUUCGAUGUAGAAUACCGGAAAAGUGAAUGUAGCCUGCCUUGGUCAAUAAGUAUCCAUAUGCCUUCGCUUUGGUUGCUUUUGAUGAUAAUUUUGGCGCCAAUAAUGCAAAUGACAUUAAUUGCGCCGGCGUUAUGUCAAAAACAUGUGACGGAAAAGAGGCAACCCUUUCUGAUGGAGGACAACCUGCAAUCUUCUUCUUCUUCUUCUUCUUCUUCGUCGUCGUCGUCGUCCUCAUCGGGUCGUAGUUAUCAGGAGAUGCAUUUCAAUCUGAAUUUUUCGUGCGUGUGGUCGGGUGGCGUUAGAAACUCAUCGCCAUGUUUCAACGCCGUGAAGAUACUGCCGAAAAACAUAUCGUUGGAAAAAACAAGUAUAUAUUCGAAGACCGAAGAAUUUAUCAGCAAGAUAACGCGAUUGCUGCCGGAAUCGGUCAAUCUGAACGUUCCCGGUGUUGCGAGACACGCUCAGCUGGACGUGAAAAAUCGAAGGAAAAAUCAGAGGAUAGAAAAAAGACUGCAAAUCGGCAUUUAUCAUCGUCACAAUAUCGAUCCCAGUCAGGAUUUGUGCUCCUGGGAUCGCGACGAUCUUUCCAUUCAGUCGCGGGAAUCUAACGAGUCAAAAUCAAGCGGAGCAUUGAACUUGGAGAAUACAAAUAAUAUCGAAACUCGCGACAAUCAAUCGCAGACGAUUGUCAACGAAAAUUGUACUUACCAAUCUAUCGAUACUCUUAACUGUCUCGACGACGUCAUCGCCCAGUUCAGAUUAUCGUGGCCCGUUCAUCUUUGGCUGCCUCAAAAUUUCGCCACAUUCAACGCCCACUGGUUAAAAUUUCCGCCGCCGUCUCCAGCCGCACAUUACACCCUGGCGGUCCUUUACGCUGUCAUAAUGGUAUUCGGUGUGUUCGGCAAUACUUUUGCCAUUUACAUGUUUUUGCGGUGCCGUCCUCUGCGAACUCCCGCCAAUAUUCUGGUAAUGAAUUUGGCGAUAAGCGAUCUCAUUCUACUAUGUAAAAUGCCAGUAUUUAUAUACAACAGUAUCUACAUGGGUCCAGCACUCGGAAAUUUUGCUUGUCAAGUCUAUGGCUUCCUGGGAGGUAUGACUGGCACCGUAUCUAUAGUAACUCUAGCCAGCAUAGCAGCCGACAGGUACAACGUGGUAGCCGAGCCAUUCAGACGUACGACAUACGCCAGGGCACGAAUUACGGUCGCCUUGACCUGGGUUUACGGGGCAACAUUUGCGGGACUACCUCUGUUAAUUCCGAGCCUAGGAGGUUACAAGCCCGAAGGUUAUUUGACCAGUUGCAGCUUUGACUAUCUCACACACGACCCAAGGGUGAAAGCCUUCAUUUUGUGUUUCUUCGUUGCCGCUUGGGUCCUGCCGUUUUGUCUCAUAUCGUUUUGCUACCUCGGUAUCCUCCGCGUUGUGAUGGCCGCGCGUCACAUGAACAUUGGCGAUCAAGUUGCCGAAACUUCGAACAAGCACUGUCGGGAGGAGGAGAAAAGACGUACGGAACUUAGAUUGGCGUUCGUUGUGAUCGGUAUUAUCGGUAUGUGGUUCGUUUCGUGGUCUCCUUACGCGGUAGUCGCUCUCCUCGGGGUCUCGGGUCAGAGUCACUUGGUCACGCCGCUCGCUAGUAUGGUACCGGCGUUAUUCUGCAAGACUGCAUCCUGUCUGGAUCCGUACGUUUACGCCGUAACUCAUCCACGCUUCAGGAGCGAACUCCAUCACCUGACAAAACGGAGUCGUCGCAAACGUUCCGCCAGGCAGUGGAGUCCUCAACAUCGGCGCCCUAUCGUUGGCCCACGAGUUUCUCGGGUGCAGGACGACCUGGACAACGGCGUCGAAGAGGAAAUUCAGUGCCUGGAGAGGAUCGAAAUAAUAUCAACGGCUUCGCGUCGUUCCAUAUCGAUGUGGAGGGACACGACUAAUUGUUCAUCCGUGAAGACAACGAGCUGCUCAUAUCAAUCCAGAGGAGGAGAAAGAAUAGGAGGAGUAAGCAGAGAAGAAACAGGGGGGGUAGCCGACGUGGUCUGUUACUGAUCGCUGAAUCAAUUCCCUGCAAAAACCGUUCAGACAUACUGCAACGUAACACGACGACGAUCAUUCUCAACUUCUAUUCCGAAUCUGCUUUCAACUUACGUCAUUUUAUCAGCAAGUAUACCCCUCCUACCUCCUCCUCCUCCUCCUCCUAUCCUCCCCAUUUUAUUGCACAAAUAAGGGUUAUUGAAAUGGCGUACAUUCAUGUACAUAGAUUUCCUGCUGCGAAGUACCUCAUUAUAAUUCGAUAAUUGAUCUUAUCGUUGGUCGAUCAUUUUUUUUUGUUUAUUACCGAUAAGAAUAAGUCCAAAUUAUUUUUUCCUCGCCCUGAAACCAGGUGUAUAAUAAAUAUAAUAAGUCGGUCGCAAUCUCGAUGACGCGAGAAAAGUAAUAAUAUUAAAAAAAAAAAAAAAAAUGAUUCAAAACGCAACGCGUACGAAUGUAAGUUUCAAUGAAUGUAUAAUUUAAUUCGUAGAAGAGAAGAGUAACUAACAAAAGAAACAGAUACCUAAUUAAGAAAUAAUAAUUAUCGUGCAGACUAUGCCCUCGGUGUAUUAAUAUAUCGUGUAUUGUACGGGGUGUCCAUUUAGAAAAAAGACGCAUUGGAAUAUUUGUGCGGAUUAGGAAUGGUGGCGAAUGAAUCUGUGACCUGUACCGUUGAUUGUUUUGCUUUUCUGUCGUUUCCCUUUGUUCCAGGCGAAAAUGUAAACAGUGUUCUGAGCCGAUGCCUCAUACCCUCGCUCAUACCUCUCUAAGAGUUAGACCGUAGUGGUCGCGAUGUGCCGGAAUACGUCGAGGAUCUCGUCUAUAUUUCGGGCGUACCUGGAGAAUUUUCAAGCGUUGUCAGACAUGGGGCGAUGUGUUCGGAUUUUUCUCGGCUUUGGAAGCGCAGUUGUUGUUCAGGUAUGUUUUGUUAAUGUAAAAACCUUAACGAAAUGAUGUCGAAAAUAUUUUUAUAGAAUAUAAUUUGUUGUUAACACUUUUCUCAAUGGCUGCGGGAUGUGUGGGGUUUGAAAAAAUAUUCUAAUGCGUAUUUUGCGAAUGUGACACCUUGUUUCGUUUGUACCCGGGUUACAGGGAUAUAUUUUUAUAUGUAAAAUCUAUGAUAUCGAUGGUAGUUUACGUAGUCUGAUAUGUAACGUAUAAUUAUUAUCGUAUCUGUAGUGUGACUUCGCCAUUUUCUUUCGCGUUUCCGUUGUUGUAACAUAGAUAUAGUUAGCUGCAGUUCAAUAUUAUGUAUACGUACGUACAAUCGUGAUGAGUAUUUUAUAUGAUAGAAUUAUUUUUCAUUACUUCUAAAAGUGAUGCUAGAAGUAAAUUUAUUACGUCAACGAUCUCGCUGCAGCGUACUAGUCCGUAAUAAAUAUUUCGUUCA
This is a messenger RNA of Athalia rosae (coleseed sawfly), 4005 nucleotides long. Its product is annotated as opsin-2-like. The record is from RefSeq and is a predicted model, not a curated record. Lineage: Eukaryota; Metazoa; Arthropoda; Insecta; Hymenoptera; Athaliidae. Gene Ontology annotation, molecular function: G protein-coupled receptor activity. The transcript has 7 exons. Bases 654 to 2633 code for a protein of 659 amino acids. Gene Ontology annotation, biological process: G protein-coupled receptor signaling pathway. Gene Ontology annotation, cellular component: membrane.